Messenger RNA from Rotaria sp. Silwood2, 702 nucleotides. The record is from the annotation of a GenBank genome assembly. NCBI's taxonomy places the organism in Eukaryota, Metazoa, Rotifera, Eurotatoria, Philodinida, Philodinidae.
AUGAUAGUCUCGAGCAUUUUGAUAUACAUUAUUUUAAGUAUCUAUAUAACUAAAGCCGAUGAUUGUGAAUAUUCAACAUCCGAUGGUAUAUUAGAUUUGAGAACAUUCGGUUAUAAAAAUCAACCAAAAUACGCUAAUAUACCUGAUACAGCUUUAAAAACUCUAACAUAUUCUUUCAAUGGUUGUUUUGCUUAUUCAACAAAAGAUACUUGUCAAAAUGCAGCUGCAUGUGUUACCGAUAUAACAUCAAAUCAGGAGAAACUAAUUGCUCGCCAAACAGAUCGUGUCUUUACAUACAAUGGUGGUGUAAUAAGUAUAAUUUAUACAGAUGGAGAGGAUACAACAGUACGUGUUUUUCUUGUGUGUAAAACCACGGAAUCAGUGCAAGCUACUCAAGUUGAACACAAUUCAUAUCUAUUCCAUAUUGAAAGUGAAUGCGCUUGUCCGGGCAAAUGUACUUAUAUUCCAGAUAAACCACGAGGUCGUUUAACAGGUGGAGCUGUUUUUAUAAUAAUUUUACUUUCUAUCAUUACAACUUAUCUUAUCAUCAGUGUCCUUUUUCUUCGAUUCAUAAAACAUGAACAAGGUAUUAAUCUUAUACCACAUCGAACAUUAUGGUUACAAAUAGGACAUGAUUCAAUACAUGGUAUAAGAGUUACUUUAUCAAAAGUUACAAGAAGAAAUACAUAUGUACCAGUUUAA